AUGAAUAGACACAGCAGUGCCAGCCGUGUUGGCACGUAUGGUUCAUCAUGGGCCAAGGCGCGCUAUUUCAUGAGCGGGGUGGUCAGUGCAGAGGAUGAAGAACACAAGAUAGAGGGCAAUAAUCAGGAUGACAGCGACGACGGUGGGGAUUUUAAUGAGGUGGCUGCGGAAACGUCGAGUGUGGCAUCCAGCGAAUGUAGCAGCUUCGUAACCACUGAACAAGCCACAAUUACUGCAGUUCGGGUGCGACCCAUGUUGUUGUCGGAGAAGAAGAGCGGCUAUCGAGUUAUUGUCGACAUGAGCACGAACGACGACGUUAUGGUGACCAGAAUUGUGAAUCCGACAGCACUCCCGCCUGUGUCUCGUGCCCGAUGCACGCCAACAGAAGCCGUACACUUCCCUGUACAGUUCACGCAAGAGUUCUGGUUUGACUAUAGCUAUUGGUCUUGUGGUCGUUUGCCUGCGCAUCAAGAAGCCACGCAAAGCACAAUCUACGAUGAACUUGGUGUGCUUGCGCUUCAAACCGUGCUACAGGGCCGCAACUGCUCCGUCUUCGCAUAUGGACAACCCGGGGCAGGGAAGACGUACACCAUGAUGGGAAGCGGCGAGCUAACCAGAGCUAAUAGCAACGGUAGCGCAUCUGAGCGGCGGGGUUUAAUCCCAAGAAUCUGCCAGGGUUUAUUCGGUGACGUCGAUGAAAGAGAAUGUUCAGCAAACUCAUGCACGGUACUCAUGAGCUACGUGGAAAUUUACGAUGAAAGAGUCUAUGACCUACUUUCUCAAGCCACAGUCAAGCAACCUCUUAAGAUACGAGAGCACCCAGAAAAUGGUGCUUUCGUUGAGCGAGCACAGCGUGUAAAAUGUACGAGUCACACCCAACUCUUGGAAUUGAUUGAAGAGGGCAAUCGUAUGAGUUCGGUGACAUCCAUGCAUAAAAGUGGCCGCCCUACUCGUUCACACACCGUGUUAACUAUUUCACUCACACAACAUGAACAUGGAAGUGAGGCUCCAAGGAAGAGCAAGCUGUGCUUAGUGGAUUUAGCUGGCAGCGAGCGGGUCGAUCACUCUGCUACCAGUGGAUCACGUUUGCGCGAAGCUUCAAGUGUCAACCGCUCCUUAGCGACACUCGCAAGUGUUGUCGGUGCUCUAGCGAAGCGCAAAAACCAUGACUCUCAACACCAGAGAACGUUCGCUCCGUAUCGAAACUCGGUGUUGACGCGGCUUCUGAAAGACUGUCUUGGUGGACGGGCUAAGACUAUUAUGGUCGGGGUUAUCAGCCCGUGUUGUGCCCACUACGAAGAGUCAAUUGCUACACUCAAGUGUAUUGAACGUGCGAGGAGCUUGCACAGCACCGGCCGACUACAAGCGGAUGCCAGUGGAAAUACAGCUCUGAGGUUGUUACGAGACGGCAACGAGCUUAAAUCCAGCCUCUGUGCGUCGAACGAAGCCAAAAUUCCGCAUACGGUGGAUAAUGAAGUCCCCGAGCACAACGACGAAUGUCCGGGCUGUGAAUCAUGCGACGACGCAGAUUUAACAACAACGCAAGCUCCACUCGAAGCAAAAGCAGAGGAGAUGGUAAGCAUGACGGAGAAUAACGGUACUAAGUUGAAACAAAGAAUCUUAUCGAUGGAAUUGAGUGUCGAACGAACGGAGAAAAAAAGUUCUGAAGACCUAGUUUCACUGAAAAGUGCGCGCCUGAUGAACCUAGUUGCUAUCCACCACCGCUGGCAGAGUUUACGUCUGUGUCGUGCCUUUGAUCGAUGGAGAGAGUUUGUAUCGUCGGACACUAAGAUUGCGAAAUGGCUACCAGUGAAUCGAGAACGCAACAAGGGUAACGACGACGAUAUCAAGACUGAAGGCGUAGUUUUGCCUGAAAGAUCAAUUGGACAGGAAGCAGGUUGCCCUCCACUGCACACACGCAUGCCAACAGCUGAAACACGGACAGCAGAUCGUGUACACGAUGUGGUAGCGGCGGUUGUUGCUACCGAUGCGAUUUGCUGCUCGGUGGUGCAAGAUUUCCUGUUUCCACAACCUCCUAAUUCACCACUACGGCAAGCAACUACGGCAGCUUCAUCUCUCUUGGAACAACUGGCUUCAAGCUCGGAGUUCGAUAGGCCGUAUUUUUCCUUAAACAACAACUCCAGCAGCGACGAGCCUCCACUGGAAGAGCUGGUAUCACCUGACGGCUGGGAUAAUGCUGAAGAGAGCGAGUUGAAGUUAUCAGAGAGCGGUUUAUCCUCGUGCUCGCCGAAACCUCGUGAUGAAGAGAGCAGCAUUCAGUCAAAGCUGUCACUUUGCUUGGACUCGAUCGACAUGGCCCGAAGAGCGCUAGGUCCGGGUGUUUAUAGUCUCAGCAGCAAGAUGAUAAGAGACGGAACCGGGGUAGAAUGCGAGUUACUUCGGUAUCUGGAUAAGAGAUUUAUCGCGAUGGAGUGGAACGUUGAAGAUUUGAUGGUGGCGGUCCAACUACAUCCGCUAUCUGCGCCACUUUUGUCAGCUUUUGAACUUCUGGAAACAAUGGUAGGCGAGUUCUGUAUGCAGAUUAUUCCUAAACUAUGCGAUCAGCUUCCUAGUGCGUCGAGUGCUUGUGUAGCUGGACGACAUCAGCUCGAGACACAAUUGGAUCAUUUCGGCUAUCGACUAAGACGACAGCUUCUACCCGAGAUUACUCGAGACAGCGACGGCUCAGCGACAAACAGAGCCAGUGUUGAUGCUGUUCUCUUCUUGGCCACGGGCCUACUUGUGAUGACGGAGAGGAUAAAGAUCGUGUGGAACUUGUCCGGACAUAAGAAGCGUGAACGGUUGCUACAAGCUCAGGCGCUAGAAGCUGCAGUUGUCCAGAACAGGAAAUUGGCUGCCAGGAUUGCAGAUCUGGAGGAGCGCAAUGCAGAAUUGGCUGUUAAGUGUAGUGGUGGGCUGGACGAAGGAAGAUCGUCUGCAAAUAAUGUGGUCGCGAUGGAGGAGCGAUUGGUCAAGCUGCAAAAUGAGCUUGAAGAGGCUCACAAUCAUGGCCAAGUGCUUGAGAGUCAGCUUGUUGGGUGCAAACGCCUCAACCAGGAGCAAAAUUCUGAACUGGAAAGUGUAAAACAGCACCUCUCCGAUGAGAAAGAUGCCAGGUCCAAGGUUGAAGCAAACUUAGUUACAAUGCAAUUGCAGUUGGACGAUUUGAAACAUCAGCUUGCUCAUGCUGAAGGUCGACUCAGAGAAAUGGAGGAAACCGCGUUCAUCAAAACUGAAGAAAGGUGGGAAAAUGUCAAUACAGUUCUUAUGAACGCCCAGACAAAGAACGAUGAGCUAUCGGCAUCACUUUCGAAAGCAAACAAUGAGCUAUCAUGUGCUUUGGAGAAGGUUUGUCGAGCUGAAACCGAAUGUAAUUUACGAACAGAGGCAGUUGAAUCCCUGGAAAGGAGCUUGACUAAAGCGCAGAAGCAACGAGAAUCAGCCGAGAUGCUUGCAGAGGAUUUGGCAACUAAGCACACAGCUCUCAAGGACGAAGUAUCGAUUCAAUCCGACCAGAUUUCUGUAUUAGAAUGGAGCGCUGGGCAGGAUAAACAUCGUUUAUUAGAGCUGGAAGAAAACCUUGCAGCAUCAGUACAAGAAAGCGACGAGCGUAUGCUGUUGCUCUCCCAGACUGAAGAAACGCUUGCGAGUGCCCUUAAUCGUGAAAAAAUGCUUCAGUGCCAGCUUGUGGGGUCCGAUGCUCGCGAAACAGAAGAGAUGAAUCGCUUGCGUGUUGAUCUGCACGAGGCAACGCUGGAACUUGCUUCGCUGCGCGACGAGCUUGCAGAACUACUCGACCACUCUACGCUGCAGAGCUCAACCAUCGAAACCCUGACUUUGGAACAGACAGAAACACUGCAAAGACUCCAGGAUGUUGAAGCAGAGUGUGACGAUCUCGUACGUCAGUGCCAAGUCAAGCAGGGUGCGUUGGAGCAGGAAACGAGAGCGUACCAUACACUUUCUCAACAGGCAGCGGCGGCGCUUUCUCGACUGGAGAGGCAGCAGGAAAGUGAGCGCGAAGAAUGCAUGGCCGUACACGAGGCUUUGCAGCGACAAACGAUAGAUUUCCAGAAGCAUCAGGCUCGACAACUGUCGAUCAAGAUGGACUAUUACAGCACCGUUCGAGAUCUCAAAGGACAAGUCGAGACUCUGUCGACAAAAUCUCUUGCGAUGAAUAAAGAAUUGGUUGGCAAGGCGAAAGACUUGGACGUAGCCCUCUGUGAAGCCGAAGCUCGCAUUCGGAAGGUUGAGAAACAGGCAAAACGCACUGUGCGCGAACAGGAAGAAAUCGCUUACGGUCUGACUGAGCAACUGGAAGAAUGCAGGACAGAUCUUAAGGCGAGCACUAGUCGAUGGAUACGAGCAGAGACGCAGAGUGGAGUAUUACGGGUUUGUAUCAAGCGGCUUAAUUGCCACUUAAUUGAGACAAAAGAAGCGUACAUGAUGCGACUUGCUGACACAGAAUCCUCUCAGCUACGAGACGAACAUCUACACGAUUUGACCCAGACCGAAGUAACUGUGAAUAAGGACCUGAGCAGUCUUGACGCGUGGUUCGAUGAAGUGAUAUCAGGCAACCAAGAGAUUACAGACACGCUAUCCACAAACCAGACCUCAACGAUCCCAAAACCGCAAAUCGAAGCUCGAGACGAGGAACGAUUGUCGAUGAUGAAGACUCUGACGGACCUGACUGUUCUUACUAACGAAUUGCUAGUCGUAUGUGAGAGUUCGCCUCCUUCCAACAAUUUGUCAGUCGAAGAGUCUGAUCAUGCCCCAGAACAUCACGACACGAGCAAGGGCACAGAUGACUUGGAACAGGAAUUAGAGUAUCCCCAAGAAGCAAAUUCCGCUAAGGGAGAUUGCGAUGACCAAACAAUAGCAGGACAGAAAGAGAAGGCACUGAUUGAAGUUAUUCAACUAAGAAAAACCGUGAUGAAGUUGAAAGAAGCUCUGGAUGCUAAAGACGACAUGCUACUGUUCCUCGAUGGGAAAAUUCAAUUAGGCGGCGCGAACGAUGGAUUGUGCCAUUUUUUGAGCUUUGGCGGCUAUGAGAUGCUUCUGGACUGUGGAGUCAAGAUGCAGUCACUCCAGAAAAGCCCCAAACAAGGCGGUGGCACUAUCUAUCGCCUACAAUUGCCAGCACUGAGCUCCGUCGACGUGGGGGCCCUGGACGUGGUGUUGCUGUCGAACCACCAAACUCUGCUGGCUUUGCCGUUCUUGACCGAAAUUUUAGGUUUCAAAGGGAAAAUCUAUGCCACACAACUCACUCUCGACUUCGGUCGAGUGUUUCUAGAGGAGCUAGCAGCUCUGAAUCAAGGGGAUGACUCGGCUAUCUUCACUAUUGAAGGUGUGACGGACGAAAAGGAGAUCCCUAUGUCCUCGUUGAAGGAGAUUGAGGAAUGUUGCAAGAAAAUUCAAUGUGUGGAGUACAGUGAGGUGGUCUCCUUAGCCUACGGCGUGCAAAUUACAGCGCUGAGCUCGGGGUUUAGCCUAGGGGCCAGUAUUUGGCUCGUGGAAGGACCCAACGACAGAUUGGCGUACGUGGCUGCAGCAUCGGGAGAUUAUAAUCGUCACCCAAAGGAGCUGGACUUGCUGCCUCUUGUGGACUGUGAUACGCUGCUAUUGACAGAUUUAAAGCCGGAUCGGGAUCCUCAUGCCAACACGGAACGCAUGGUAGAGCGUGUACUUAGUGGAGUGUCGAGGGUGCUUGAGCGUGGCGGCGUUUGCAUCGUGCCUACGUCUCCAUGUGGCGUGGUAUUUGAUCUCGUGGAAGCGUUGUAUACGGCGUGUGUUCACAACAAACAGAGCGUCCCCAUGUAUUUUAUCUCGGAUUUUGCAUCGCGUGUCAUGGAGCUGACACAGCUUGGAGCAGAGUGGCUGUGCGAGAAGAAGAUCGAGAAGUUGUACGCCGGUGAAGAUGCGUUCCUGCACGAAUCUCUAUUGAAAAGCAACCUGUUCCACGCUGUCACUGACGUUUCAGCUGCCACCGCUGCUACUUUCCAGAAUGGCAGUAUUAUUUUCGUAGGCCACCCCUCUCUCAAGUUCGGACGUGCUUCAGAAUUAAUCCAGAUGCUGGGUAACGAGAGUCGCAAUGGGGUUCUUCUGAUCGAUCCGUCUAUCGACGCUACGGAAGCCUUUGCUCCAUUCCAGGACCUUCCGAUUGAGAAGAUUUCGUGUCCCAUUGACCCGCGAUUAAGCUGCGGCGACGCUAACCAGUUUAUCGCGCGCUGCUGUCCCCACAACCUCAUCGUUCCGUACGAGUAUACCGUCGUGCCGCCUGCAAGUGCGAUGGACGGAGCUGAGAUGUCUUCGCACUUUUCGCGCGUUCUUCCUCUUCAUGAGCUUACUGCUGCAAAAUCCAAGACGGAACUGCUUACAUUCCCGAUGAAGCAGUUUGAACCAAUCGUUGUCGAGAAGACGUCCAAGUAUCUCGAUGGAAGACUCGACCCCAAGCUUGCUGCGCUGGCCACUAUUACCGAGGUAAAUGGGAAAGCUGCAGCUUGUGUAAGUGGCGUACUCCGUGUCAAGCGGAAAGCAUUUGUGCUGGAGCCUCCCGUUGAUCCUGUCACACCGGACGUCAACGACGAGAAACUUAAGAGUACGGGAAAACGUAAGGCCUCGUCGAUCUCAGAAGGAGAUUCCAACAAUGCACUUCAGAGCAUUGUCUACAAGGAAAAGAGCAACCUGCUCAUGGGCCAAGUGGACGAAGAUAAGCUGGAGAAACAAGUGAAAACGCAUGAUCCACAAGCCCAGGUGUACAUUUCACAGGGCCAGGGAGAUGCAGAUGUGUUCAUGAGUAUUCCAUCCCUUGACGCCCGCAUCACAUUGUGGAAAGAGACCGGAAAGACACUAGUUGAGACAGAGAAAGAGGAUGCUCGAGCCUUGCUGACCUCAUUCAUUCUUGCUCAACUCGUAGUGAUCACCCAGGGCUAA
This is a messenger RNA of Phytophthora nicotianae INRA-310, 6930 nucleotides long. RefSeq lists its product as hypothetical. The record is from RefSeq and is a predicted model, not a curated record. Gene Ontology annotation, biological process: snRNA processing; microtubule-based movement. Gene Ontology annotation, cellular component: integrator complex. The transcript is spliced from 8 exons. Bases 1 to 6930 code for a protein of 2309 amino acids. NCBI's taxonomy places the organism in Eukaryota, Oomycota, Peronosporomycetes, Peronosporales, Peronosporaceae. Gene Ontology annotation, molecular function: ATP binding; microtubule binding; microtubule motor activity.